Molecule: messenger RNA, 846 nt
Organism: Talaromyces atroroseus
Lineage: Eukaryota; Fungi; Ascomycota; Eurotiomycetes; Eurotiales; Trichocomaceae
Exons: 2
Source: RefSeq, a predicted model, not a curated record
CACAGUGAGCCUACCUACACCAAGCCUACUCACAGCGAGCCGUCUCACUCCAAGCCUACCUACACCAAGCCUACCUACACCAAGCCCACUCACAGUGAGCCGUCUCACUCCAAGCAUACCUACACAAAGCCCACUCACAGCGAGCCGUCUCACUCCAAGCCUAUCUACAUAAAGCCCACUCACAGUGAGCCACCACACAGUGAGCCUACCUACACCAAGCCUACCUACACCAAGCCCACUCACAGUGAGCCACCACACACUGAGCCUACCUACUCUAAGCCUACCCACAGCGAGCCGUCUCACUCUAAGCCUACCUACACCAAGCCUACCCACACUGAGCCACCACACACUGAGCCUACCUACACCAAGCCUACCCACACUGAGCCACCACACACUGAGCCUGAGUCUGAGCCCAAGCCCAAGCCAACCCUCAUCUCAAAAACCUUGACCUCCGGCACCCAGACUAUUACUGUGCCAGUUACCGAGACCAACACUGUCACUCGCACUGUCGUGACUGUGGUCCCUAUUGGUACUGGCACCCCUACCAACCCCCCUCCUGUUGAAUCAGAGGGUUCUUCUCCUUCUCCUACUUCUAAGAGUACCCCGGAGACAACUCCGGAGACAACUCCGGAGACAACCCCUGCGACGACUCCUGAGAGCACUCCUGAAACCACUCCUGAGAGCACUCCCGAAUCUACUCCUGCUGAGUCGGGUGGCUCUACCCCUGCUCCUACUACGUCCGAGUCUACCAGCCCACCAGUCUUCACUGGUGCUGCCUCGACCAUCCACCAGCAGCCCGUUGCCGGACUUAUGGUAGCUGCUUUAGGAGCUUUCGCUCUCCUAUAA